AUGGUAAUAUCAGGGGGAAUAGCUGCAGGAGAACCAUACAUUGAACAAGUGCACGGGCCCUUGGUUGGAUUCGGAGGGAGCAUCGUUCGUCCAAUCGGCUCCAUUUUUCUCCCGGCCUCUGUUGGAGUUCCCCCAGUGACCAAAGAAGUUGUCAUCAGGUUUAUAAUUGUAGCAAACCUCACCACAUUCAACAUCAUACUUGGCCGUCCAACGCUCAACGACCUAAAAGCUGUGAUCGUUCCUCAUUUACUGUUGGUCAAAUUUGUCGGAAGUAACGGACGCGUUGGGUCUCUCUAUGGAAAUCAACAGUUGGCCAGGGAUUGUUACUUAUCGACAUUGGAGCCAACGGCCUGGGGAGCCUCUCCGAAGGGAAAAGAGCAAUCUAAACCUCUGGCAAGCAAUCGUAAAACCCGGGAGACACCAACGGAGCACAAUGCAGAAAGACGACCUGAGCCAGUGGGAGCACACUAUGCUAUAAUUCUGGACUUAGCAGACCCGUCCCGAACGGUCCCCAUUGGGGUCCACCCUGACGACCCCAUGUCAGCAGCAUUAGUGCAACUGCUCCGAGAAUACACGGAAAUAUUUGCCUUCACGGUACAGGAGAUGCCAGGCAUAGACCCGGCGGUGGCCGUGCAUAAGCUGAAUGUGGACAGCGCUGUAAAGCAAAUACAACAAAAGAAGAGGAAUCAUGGAGAAGCAAGAAAUUUGGCCGCCGCUGCCGAGGUUAAGAAACUAAUGGAUGCUGGCUUCAUACGUCCGUGUCAGUACCCAGACUGGGUAGCUAACGUAGUCCUGAUACCCAAGCCCAAUCGGACGUGGAGGAUGUGUGUUGAUUACACCGAUCUCAAUAAAGCUUGCCCUAAGGACAAAUACGCACUAAGUGCCGUCUUGCUUACAGAGAGGGAUGGGACGCAACUACCUGUCUACUUUGUCAGUCACAUGCUGCAGAAUGCUGAACUCAAAUAUCCAACAGUCGAAAAGUUUAGCUUUGCUCUAUUCUUGGCUAGUAAGAAGCUUCGUCCAUUUUCCUGGCUCAUCGACUGGUAG
Messenger RNA from Spinacia oleracea (spinach), 1047 nucleotides. RefSeq lists its product as uncharacterized. The record is from RefSeq and is a predicted model, not a curated record. NCBI's taxonomy places the organism in Eukaryota, Viridiplantae, Streptophyta, Magnoliopsida, Caryophyllales, Amaranthaceae. The transcript is spliced from 3 exons. The coding region runs from base 1 to 1047 and encodes 348 amino acids.